AUGGAGCAUGAUCGUGGUAACAUGCGUGUGCUCGAAGCACAUAUGGCUGGCCUCAAACGUGUGGUUGAGCUGCGAGGCGGGCUGGAUGCUAUCAGAGCAAGUAACUCUAUGGUUGCCAACCUUGUAUUCUGGAUUAUGAUGGUCUCAAUCAAUGAGCCAAUGCUGCUGCCUCUUACGUAUGGAGAUCUGGAUCGGGACUUCGGAUGGCUGACGAAUCCUACCACUGCCACACUCUUGACCCACGAUGGAGGUGAGAAGGAUUUGAGAGAAUUUGGUGUCGAUACCGCCACGGCCAAUGUUCUGCAUGAGGUCCAGCGUUUGUCUCGCAACUACUCCUCCAUCGUCAACUUCGGCACACCUAACGAGGCCACCAAAGUGCUAAGCGGGCUGUGCUCAGUGUUGGAGAAGUUGUUGCAGAUGAGCAGAUUCUCAUCGAAUGAUUCUCCGAUACCAGGACUUUCGCAGAGCUGUAGACUUGCUGGCUGUUUACAUGUCUUUACGCCGUUGAGCGGCUAUUUCCCGGACCCGACACUGAUGCUGCAUACCCUGGUCCGAGAUCUAAAAUCCUCUUUGACCCAUCUCAUUGGUGCAGUCGGAACCAAGAGUCAUCUUCUACUGUGGCUGCUGUUUGUGGGCGGCAACACAGCACACUCGAUGAUGCCGGAACGAUCGUGGUUUGUCGGACAUCUUGUCGUAGUGGUGACGGACCUUCGCAUUCGUACUUGGCAGGAAGUGCGCCAGUAUCUUGUUCAGCUUGCUUUCCACGACAACUUCUGCGAUAUAACCUUCGGCAAGCUCUGGGAUGAAGUGAAGCAGAAGCAAGACUCUCUGGAUGUGGAUCUGCCACCAAUAGAGACUGAUGUCUGGUGUAACCAAUAUCUUCAUCCUGAGACUUGA
Messenger RNA from Recurvomyces mirabilis, 897 nucleotides. RefSeq lists its product as uncharacterized. Bases 1 to 897 code for a protein of 298 amino acids. NCBI's taxonomy places the organism in Eukaryota, Fungi, Ascomycota, Dothideomycetes, Mycosphaerellales, Teratosphaeriaceae. The transcript has 2 exons. The record is from RefSeq and is a predicted model, not a curated record.